AUGUCAGCAACACAAACACAAGUUGAGACUCAACCAUUAAGAAAACAUCUGAAACAAGAACAUUUCGAUUCUUAUGGAAGUUUAGGUAAAAAAGUUAAAAACAGCUUCAAAAGAGCUGCUGCAGGUGAAGCAUCAGAAUUAUCAAUAAAUUAUAUAGAUGAAAUUAAAGAAUUAUAUCAAAAUUUAGAAAAAGAAAAAGUAAGAGAUACAAAAAUACAUUUAGAAGAUAGUGAAGUAUUUAGAGAUGUUUCUGAUUUUGCUGCUUUAAAUGCAAGAAAUUUAAGAUUUGGUGAUCAUGGAAUUUCAUUAAAUGAUAAAGAUGUAUUUAAAAAAUUAAAAAAAUUCACAGCUACUGAUGCAUCAUUAUUGAAAAGAGAAGAUGAUGAUAUGGAAAAUGGUGAAGAUGAAGAUGAAGAAGAUGAUUAUAUUGCAGAUGAAUAUAAUUUUAAUACUAUAAAUUGGUUAAAAUUAGGAGCAUUAUAUUAUCAAGUUAGUAAAAAACCAAUUGCAGUUGAAUUUUUAAAUGGUCCAUUAGCAAGUGAGAAAAGAAGAACAGCUCCAAGAACAAGAACUGUUGAUGAUACAAAUAAGAAUGGUUCUUCCACAACAGCAAGAGCAGUAGCAGCAAGUGAUAUAAAUCAAGAUGAAGAAAAAAACACAGCUCAUAUGGUAAGAUUAGUUUAUGAUACAUAUUUAAAAAAGGAUUCACAAGAAGAAAUUAAUUUUUAUAAAUUUUUCAUUGAUCCUUUUUCAUUUGCACAAUCAGUUGAAAAUUUAUUUUAUACAAGUUUUUUGGUUAAAGAUGGUAGAUUGAAAUUAUAUACAAGUACAACAACUGGUCAUCCAUGUAUAAAAAGAGUUAGUUCAAAAGAAUUAGCAGAAUCAAAAUUAGAUAGUUCAAAUUUAUUAUCUUCUCAUCAUAUUGCAACUUUUAAUUAUGAUGUUUGGCAAAAUUUUAUUGAUGAUUUUAAUAUUCAAGAUUCUUUUUUGGGUCAUAGAGAUGAAGUUGAAGAUCGAAUGCCAAUAGAAGAUUUAAAUGAUUAUAGCUAA
Lodderomyces jiufengensis is the source of this 1050-nucleotide messenger RNA. Its product is annotated as Smc5-Smc6 complex subunit. The transcript has a single exon. Gene Ontology annotation, biological process: DNA repair. NCBI's taxonomy places the organism in Eukaryota, Fungi, Ascomycota, Pichiomycetes, Serinales, Debaryomycetaceae. Gene Ontology annotation, cellular component: nucleus; Smc5-Smc6 complex. The record is from RefSeq and is a predicted model, not a curated record. Bases 1 to 1050 code for a protein of 349 amino acids.